This is a messenger RNA of Oncorhynchus mykiss (rainbow trout), 5833 nucleotides long. RefSeq names its product Rho GTPase activating protein 19 (gene arhgap19). Gene Ontology annotation, molecular function: GTPase activator activity. Gene Ontology annotation, cellular component: cytoplasm. Gene Ontology annotation, biological process: signal transduction; regulation of small GTPase mediated signal transduction. The record is from RefSeq and is a predicted model, not a curated record. Lineage: Eukaryota; Metazoa; Chordata; Actinopteri; Salmoniformes; Salmonidae.
UUUUCCUUGAUUGACACUAAAGUGAAUUCAAACAAUCCAAUCAGAGAACCAAACAUGCAAAUCUUUACUGCUCACCCCGCCCGUAUUUUAUAACCGACCAAUCAGAGAGGGAGUGGGCGGAGUCAGGGAUACCAGCGGAGGAUUCAAACGGAAGAUGGCAGCGGAUAAAGAGUCCAAUAAAAAUACACAAAACAGAAGGGGUACGGUGUGUAACGUGGUGAUCAGCCAGGAUGCAGGGGGAUCUUGGGGCGGCAGUGGGGUUGGUGCCCGCCCGCCCGUCAUCUUCAACCCAGACUUCUUUGUGGAGAAGCUACGUCACGAGAGACCUGAGGUGUUUCAAGAGCUGGUGCUUAGCAACAUCAGCCGCCUCAUCGACCUUCCCGGUGCUGAGUUCUCUCUGCUGUUAGGGGACGAGGCAGGGCCCAAGACACCCACAGGGGCCGGAGGGGGAUUCUUCCGCUCCUUCAACUUCCUCAAACGUAAAGAUAAGGAAGUGGUGUUCGGGACUCCUCUGACAGAGGGAGGCAUCGCCCAGAUUUACCAGCUCAUCGAAUACCUCAGCAAGAACCUGCAGGUAGAGGGUCUGUUCAGGGUGCCAGGUAACAGUGUGCGGCAGCAGGCCCUGAAGGAGCAGCUGAACAGUGGUGCAGACAUCGACCUGGAGGCAGGGGGCUUCCACCCCAACGACGUGGCCACCCUCCUCAAGACCUUCCUGGGAGAGCUACCUGAACCCCUCCUCACGCACCAACACUUCCAUGCUCACCUCAAAAUAGCAGACAUGACUCUCUUUGAUGAGAAAGGCAACAAGACAUCAGUACCUGAUAAGGAGCGUCAGAUUGAGGCCUUACAGCUCCUCUUCCUGCUGCUGCCCCAGGCCAACCGCAGCCUCCUCAAACUGAUCCUGGACCUGCUCUACCACACCGCCAAGCAGCAGGACAAGAACAAAAUGUCCGCCUUCAACCUCGCCCUCAUGUUUGCCCCCCACGUCGUGUGGCCCAGAGAUAUGGUGGCCAGUGACCUCCAGGAGAAUCUGAAGAAGCUUAACAACGGCAUGGCCUUCCUCAUCAAACACUCCCAGAAACUAUUCAAGGCUCCUAUGUACAUGAGGGAGCAUGCCAGAAUGCACUUCGCAGGAUCUAAGACCCUGCAGACCAAGGAUGAUAUGGACCUGUUAUCUGUGACUGGUUUCCUUGCCCCUGUUCCCUGGAAGAGGUGUUGUGCUGACCCGUCUCAGUACCUGUCCCCCUCCUCGUCGUCCCAGGGCCAGCAGCACCACACAGAGGAGUCCCUGAAGGAGCUGUUCAGACACGUCCAUGACAACAUGCCCAACUCUGCCAAGAAGAAGAAACUCCUACGACAGCUUGCUAAACAGACCACCCCCGGCCUGGCCCCAGGGACACCCAUCAACAACUAUCAGCCCCCCCCGGCCCAGAGCAAGAAACACCCCCGCUCCCGCUCCUUCGGUGGAUUCAUCAAGAGGAGACAUAAGGGGGACCAACAGGCGUUGGAGAGGAGGGGCAGACAGAUCUCCCCGGAGAUGGUUGCUGCGGCGAUGGGACGGCUGGGAAAGGAGAACGUCAUCCUGCAGUCGGUGAACAGUCCGGUGACAGUGAAUAAUAGUACUCCAGUCAGGGUCAAGGCCUCUGACAGCAUGGCCCUCAAUAGAGAGAGGGGACUCAAAUUAUCAAAGGACUCUCCAUCCAUCUCCAGAAUGUGUUUCUCUCCCUCCCUAGAAACGUCCAUGUAGAGGAUUGGUACUAGCAACACUGGACUUGACUUUUUCUGUGUCCUUUUUUUCUUCUUUUAUCAAGUAAACUAUAUUGUAACUUUCUAAAUCUGUGACGAAUACAACAUUAGUCCCCAGCCAGACAUGGGGUUGCAUCCCAAUAAUCUAUUAUUUCUCCUGAAGUGUGCACUUGUUCACUUCCCUUAAUGUGUUUGAAAGGAAAUGACUGGAAUACCUAAUAUGGAAACUCCUUCUAACCCAUGCCUACACAAUCCAAGACUUUUACAUUGUGUGUGGAGUAGUGAAUGAGUGCACACUUCAGGGGGAGAGAUUAUUGGGACGUAACCCAGGAAAGUACAAGACCAACUCUGUUAAGUGUGGAGGCAGGGACAGAAGGGAGCUUUCUUUGGUCUGUUUGGGGUCUGAGUGCCACUCAUAACUUGAAACAGUUUUGUUAGACACUUUUACAUUUGACCACUAGCUGAGCCUACAUAAAUACUUUUACCGUUGACCGCUAGCUGAGCCUACAUAGAUACUUUUAUAGUUGACCGCUAGCUAGCUGAGCCUACAUAGAUACUUUUAUAGUUGACCGCUAGCUAGCUGAGCCUACAUAGAUACUUUUAUAGUUGACCGCUAGCUAGCUGAGCCUACAUAGAUACUUUUAUAGUUGACCGCUAGCUAGCUGAGCCUACAUAGAUACUUUUACCGUUGACCGCUAGCUAGCUGAGCCUACAUAGAUACUUUUACCGUUGACCGCUAGCUGAGCCUACAUAGAUACUUUUAUAGUUGACCGCUAGCUAGCUGAGCCUACAUAGAUACUUUUACAGUUGACCACUAGCUGAGCCUACAUAGAUACUUUUACAGUUGACCGCUAGCUAGCUGAGCCUACAUAGAUACUUUUAUAGUUGACCACUAGCUGAGCCUACAUAGAUACUUUUACAGUUGACCGCUAGCUAGCUGAGCCUACAUAGAUACUUUUAUAGUUGACCACUAGCUGAGCCUACAUAGAUACUUUUACAGUUGACAGCUAGCUAGCUGAGCCUACAUAGAUAAUUUUACAGUUGAUCGCUAGCUGAGCCUACAUAGAUACUUUUACAGUUGAUCGCUAGCUGAGCCUACAUAGAUACGUUUACAGUUGAUCGCUAGCUGAGCCUACAUAGAUACUUUUACAGUUGACCACUAGCUAGCUGAGCCUACAUAGAUACUUUUAUAGUUGACCACCAGCUGAGCCUACAUAGAUACUUUUACAUUUGACCACUAGCUGAGCCUACAUAGAUACUUUUACAUUUGACCACUAGCUGAGCCUACAUAGAUACUUUUACAGUUGAUCGCUAGCUGAGCCUACAUAGAUACUUUUACAGUUGAUCGCUAGCUGAGCCUACAUAGAUACUUUUACAGUUGACAGCUAGCUAGCUGAGCCUACAUAGAUACUUUUACAGUUGACAGCUAGCUAGCUGAGCCUACAUAGAUACUUUUACAGUUGAUCGCUAGCUGAGCCUACAUAGAUACGUUUACAGUUGAUCGCUAGCUGAGCCUACAUAGAUACUUUUAUAGUUGACCACUAGCUGAGCCUACAUAGAUACUUUUAUAGUUGACCACUAGCUGAGCCUACAUAGAUACUUUUACAGUUGACCACUAGCUGAGCCUACAUAGAUACUUUUACAGUUGACCACUAGCUAGCUGAGCCUACAUAGAUACUUUUACUGUUGACCGCUAGCUGAGCCUACAUAGAUACUUUUAAUGUUGACCACUAGCUGAGCCUACAUAGGUACUUUUACCGUUGACCGCUAGCUGAGCCUACAUAGAUACUUUUACCGUUGACCGCUAGCUGAGCCUAUAUUGUACUAUAUGUAAGUAUCUUGUUUGUGUUUUCUGAAUCUGGUGUUCGUACUACUCAUCUGAAAAUGUGGUUCUAAUUGUACUAAUAUUUUAAAUCCCAAAUGGUUGCCCUACACACACAGCACACUGAUGGCAUGAUUAUAUCCUCCUACAAAAUGCUGAUUAGCACCAGUCACAUUCGUUUGGAGCCUGUUCCAAAAAGCUUGAUCAAUGAGUUAGCCAGCAAACUGACCCAAAUUGCUUGAAAUGGUUUGAAAUGACUCAACAGCAACAACAACAGAAACAACUAUUAUACAAAUGUAGAUCAUUUUAAUCAACCAGGAAAUCCGGAGAUAUGAGGCAAAGGCUGUUAAUCAAAGUUAGCUGGUUGAUGUAUUAACCCUGCUUUCUGGAAUACCCCACAGCUCUUAUGGUGUCUCAAGGCCAUUGGGUUUACUGAUACUGUCUGUUAGCUCAAAUGAAGCCCCCGUUCCCUAUAUAGUGCACUAUUGGCCAAAAGUAGUGCUCUCCACUUUAUAGUAGUGCAUGUGGUGGUGUUGGAGAAACACUGGCUCAGGGUUUUCUUGAAUCUAUAUCAUACAAAUACAGGUCGAUACAUAUUGGAUGAUGAUGAACAAAUACGAGCUGAACAAACCAACCUUUCUGUAACGGUAUUCGUGUUUGGGAGAGAUGUAGGGCUUCAUUUUGAGACGACUAUUUAUUUUUAUUGUCUGAGAUUUGUGUAUUGACUGUUUGAACUCCUCAAUGUGUACAAUGUCAUAUUUCACCUGCCUGGUUUGGCCUUUUGAGGUUUGAUAGUACAAUGAUGUGAUUAUAACUGUAUUUUUUUUUAACUGGAAUGGGUUUUGGGUGGAUAUUGGUUGGGACGCUAACGUUGUUGAAAGAUUUUCUGGAAGUCUGAGAUGGUUUUUGCUUUGUUGAAGAGGGAAAUUUAUAGUGACUGUGUCGAUAGGGGAUUCUCUUACAGUACCUUCAGUGUUGCCCAGUCUGAUACAAGUCUUCUUUAUUGAGCGUGAAUUGGGACAUUUUGUUCUGGGUCAUGUUCAUUAGGCACCAAAUAGAACAGGACGGAUUCAAACUGGGAGGGACUACCUGGACUUUGUCCAAUAAGGAACCCUUAUUUUCACUUUCCGUUGCAGAAUGUUUGGAAAAGAUUUUGUAGUGUACCCUAAUGGACAUGACGUUGGUUUUAAUGGGGCUGUUUUUAGAGGAAGUGUUAAUGGGGAAUGUGUGAUAAUGGGUUUAUGGGUUUAUGGUAAGUUUUAAAGAGAUGGGUGUGUUUUUUCUACACAUGAAAUGAAAGACACUAGAAGCUUGCUGCUGAGGUUAUCAAGAUGGCUUUGUUUUUUUACUCUUGUUAUUUUAUCUGUGCUGGUCAAGUAGCCUACUUAUUUUACAUGUUAUUUUGUCCCCGCUUUUCUCUCUGUUACCUGAAGGUUUUCAGACAAUCAAGGCCCAACACAUUUUUUUCGUGUCAUUUUGAAAAGCUGAAGGGUCAUCUGGCGUGGUUGAUACACCCUGAGUCUUGCUGGAAACCGUUUUACUAAUGUGCGAUCAUCUUUAUGAUGUGAGUCAGUUCUAGAUUACAUGAUACAACAUGUGGGCAUUAUCUUUUAAUCUCCCUUAUUAUUGUUGUGUUAACGUGUGUAUGUUGAAAGUCUUUGGUUUUGUCAGCCAAUGUUGACCGUGGUCUUAAAUGUUGACACAUCAACUGUACAGUACUACUUGUUUAUUUCUGUUCAUUUUCAUUCUGCCCUGUUGUCUGUGUCCCAAAUGGCACCCCAUUCCCUUUAUAGUGUACUACUUUAGAACAGGGCCCUCUUCCCUAUAUAGUGCACUACUUUAGACCAGGGCCCUAUUCCCUAUAUAGUGCACAACUUUAGACCAGGGCCCUAUUCCCUAUAUAGUGCACAACUUAGACCAGGGCCCUAUUCCCUAUAUAGUGCACUACUUUGGAGCAGAGCUCUGUGCCCUGGUCAGAAGUAGUGCACUACAUAGGGUGCAAUUUGAGACGCUGACAUGGAGUUACACUAAUGUCUACUAAAAUAAACAUAGUAUACUGUAAUCUCACAUUGCUGCAUAGAUUUCCUACCAUGCAUCUUCCUCUGUUCAUAUAAACCUGUUACCAGUCAGUGCCUUUUAAUGUAAGGACAUUUUAGCCUACCUUCACCUGUUGUGUAAAAUAAGAUGUUUGUUUUUAUUAUUCUGUCAAAUAGAUGCAUUGAUUUACUACUGGUGCUAUGGAUUAAAACUAUUUUUCUACAUGUG